Doryrhamphus excisus (bluestripe pipefish) is the source of this 1650-nucleotide messenger RNA. RefSeq names its product Golgi pH regulator (gene gphra). The record is from RefSeq and is a predicted model, not a curated record. Lineage: Eukaryota; Metazoa; Chordata; Actinopteri; Syngnathiformes; Syngnathidae. Gene Ontology annotation, biological process: intracellular pH reduction. Gene Ontology annotation, cellular component: Golgi cisterna membrane. Gene Ontology annotation, molecular function: voltage-gated monoatomic anion channel activity.
UCAUCAAUUUGCGACGGAAGUCCAACGAAGUUCUAGCAAUGACGUAUAUUUUAGCCGACCAUUGCAACUUGACACAUGAAUUACAAUCAAAGCAAACAUUGCGUUUAUAAUUACUAUUAUUAUGACUAAAAUACGAUUUGGUGCCAGUAUGCUCUAAAAUCCUCCAUUACCGUACAUUGGUUAUUUGGUGGCUGUUGAAUAGACACAGCGUCAUGUCGUUUCUGGUGGAUUCUGUCAUCAUGUUCACCUCUCAGGUGCUAUUCUUUGGUUUUGGGUGGUUGUUCUUUAUGCGUCAGCUUUUCAAAGACUAUGAGGUGCGUCAGUACGUGGUACAGGUGGUAUUCUCCAUCACCUUUGCCUUUUCGUGUACCAUGUUUGAGCUCAUCAUCUUUGAGAUAUUGGGUGCCUUGAGUAGCAGUUCCAGGUAUUUUCACUGGAAGCUGAACCUCUAUGUGAUUCUACUGGUUCUCAUCUUUGUGGUGCCCUUUUACAUCGGGUAUUUUGUGGUUAGCAACAUACGCCUGUUGCACAGACAGAGGCUGCUGUUUGCAUGCAUGGUGUGGUUUACCUUCAUGUAUUUCUUCUGGAAAUUGGGCGAUCCAUUCCCCAUACUGAGUCCAAAACAUGGCAUUCUGUCCAUCGAGCAGCUGAUCAGUCGUGUGGGUGUGAUCGGCGUCACGCUGAUGGCUCUCUUGUCGGGCUUCGGUGCCGUCAACUGUCCCUACACGUACAUGUCAUACUUCCUAAGGAACGUAACAGACAGCGACAUCCUGGCUUUGGAGAGGCGGUUGCUCCAAACGAUGGACAUGAUUGUUAGCAAGAAAAAACGCAUCGCCAUGACGCGGAGGCAGAUGUACCAACGUGGCGAGGACCACAACAAACAGACGGGACUGUGGGGCAUGAUCAAGAGCGUCACGUCGCCGCCAACGGGGAGCGAAAACCUGUCACUCAUCCAGCAGGAGGUCAACGCCCUGGAGGAGCUCAGCAGACAGCUCUUCCUGGAGACCGUAGACCUGCAAGCCACCAAGGAGCGCAUUGAGUACUCCAAGACGUUCCAGGGAAAGUACUUCAACUUCCUCGGCUACUUCUUCUCCAUCUACUGCGUGUGGAAGAUUUUUAUGGCCACCAUAAACAUCGUGUUCGAUCGCGUGGGAAAGACGGAUCCUGUGACCAGAGGCAUUGAAAUAACGGUCAACUACUUGGGCAUCCAGUUUGAUGUGAAGUUUUGGUCUCAGCACAUCUCCUUCAUCCUGGUGGGCAUCAUCAUCGUGACAUCCAUACGAGGCCUACUCAUCACCCUGACGAAGUUCUUCUACGCCAUAUCCAGCAGCAAGUCCUCCAACGUCAUCGUGCUGGUACUGGCUCAGAUCAUGGGCAUGUACUUUGUGUCGUCGGUGCUGCUGAUGCGCAUGAGCAUGCCGCUGGAGUACCGCUCCAUCGUCACGGAGGUGCUGGGGGAGCUGCAGUUCAACUUCUACCACCGCUGGUUUGACGUCAUCUUCCUCGUCAGCGCCCUGUCCAGCAUCCUCUUCCUCUACCUGGCCCACAAGCAGGCACCAGAGAAACACAUGGCGCUCUGACAACGCCGUGUACUACGUAAAUCUUUUUUUUUUAACUUUAAUGGUAGUGGAAUUGAUCCUGUGCAGUGUU